Messenger RNA from Daldinia caldariorum, 2026 nucleotides. RefSeq lists its product as uncharacterized. Gene Ontology annotation, molecular function: metal ion binding. Lineage: Eukaryota; Fungi; Ascomycota; Sordariomycetes; Xylariales; Hypoxylaceae. The coding region runs from base 77 to 1774 and encodes 565 amino acids. The transcript has 3 exons. The record is from RefSeq and is a predicted model, not a curated record.
AAAUUCACCCCUAGCUUUUCGAGCUUCGCCAUUAACACAACACAAUUAACAUCGCCAUUUCACCUGACCUGUCAAUAUGGUGGGACGUGUCUGCAGAUUUUGGCAACAGGGCUUUUGCCGAAAUGGAACCGCUUGCCGAUUUGAGCACCCGGACGCCAACGCCAACUCCAAUACUAACGCGAGUUCGAGUUCGUUCGGAGGUCCUAACCCUAACGCGAACCGUUUUAGAGUCCUAGGAUCUGGAGGAAAUAGAGACCAAGAAAACCCUUACAAGAUCUCUACAGAUAUCAUACGACAGGACUUAGGACCCGAGAAGCCAUCAUGGCUGUUAUCGUGCUACGGCCCAGGGAGGGACGCUCCGGAGCAAUUAUUCGGAGGUCACCCGCGAGAACAGAGUCCCGAGGAAGUUAUGCUAUAUAUUAGAGGAUCAAGUAACCAGCAACAGGCUAUGUCCGAAAUCGCGGCUCUCGUCCAACAAGCUGAACAGCAAAACCAGACGGCCCUAAGCAACCUCGACGGCGCACUUAAAUUUAUCCUCUCUGCCGAGAAUACGCACCCGAACCGUAUAGAUAUAUGUAGGCAGAGCAACCCACAGGGUACUACUAGUGGAAUAUUCGCAAAAGACACUGCGCCUGGCCCCCAGACGGGGUUCUCAAAUCCUCUCGUUUCCAAUUCUUUCUCGUCGGCUCCGCAGUCAAAUAUUCAGUCAAAUCCUUUCGGUGGUGGUACACCUUCAUUUGGUCAGCCGUCGGCACUGGGACCAAAGCCAAAUCCUUUCGGUGCAGCACCGUCUACUCAAGCAUUCGGCCAACCCUCCACUCUAGGGGCUCCGAAGCCCGUCUUCGGGCAAUCCUCACAGAUGGGGUUGGGUGGUCCCGCAUUUGGACAGCCCUCAGCCCUGGGUCAGAAGCCAAAUCCUUUUGCAAGCAAUGCUCCGGGGCCAUCUGGGUUUGGCCAAACCGCCCAGAGUGCGUUCGGACAGCCGUCAGCCUUGGGGCAAAAACCAAACCCCUUUGGAGCGCCUGCGGCCUCUUCCGCUCCUAACCCCUUUUCCUCGGCAGCACCAACUUCGGGACCUAAUCCGUUCGGCCAGCAACCGACCGUCAAUCCUUUUCUUCAGACAGUGAAUGCGCCAUCAUCCGAUCAACAGAUGGAUACCUCGGCUCCUACUCCAGCUCUCAGUAAUCCUUUCAAUCAGCCACAGUCAAACUCGGCUUUCGCGCCACCGACUACAAAUCCUUUCGCAUCGCAGCAACCAUCUUCAUUCGCAACUCCGUCAAGUAACCCUUUCGCUCAAACCCAGACCCAGACACAGUUACAGCAACAACCAUCACAACCACAACCACAAACGCAAGCGCAAGCACAGGGAACGCCCGCGACAUCGACAUCGACAAACCCAUACGGACCGAAUAGUACUAAGCAGCACCCGUCCCCUGGAAAUUAUAUUUCGAAGGCUGCGAACGGGCGGAUAAUAUCGUUUAACGGGCAACCGGUGAUAUAUAAGUGGAAAGUGGACGAAAAAUAUCAAGAUGCGAUGCCUCAGGACGGCGGUACAUAUCAACCGGCACCAGGCGUGCAGAACUCGGAUGGUUCGUGGCGUAAAAUCUUCUUCCCCCAUGGCCCGCCCGGGUACAACAAGGAUACAGAACCGGACCUCGCGAUGUAUACGCCGACCGUCAAAGCGGCAUAUGCUGCCGUGGCGGCUACUGGCAGGUUCGAGGGAGAUAUGCCCGAAGUACCACCCCUAAGGGAAGAUUGCGUCUGGAACUUUUGAGAGCGGCACCAUUUUUAAAGUAUACUAGGAUGGUUUACAUGCGUUAUGUGGAAGAGAAUGGUAUGCAUAUAUAUCGACUGGUCAUACAGGGAUAAACUACGAGGUUUGCGGUCUAUAGAAGUAGGUAAUUUAGAUACCCCGGAGUUAUAAUGGGUUACGAAUAGCACACCACUUAUUCAUCAAUGGUAGGAAACGUCAGAGUUAUAAUAUUGGCCUCAUAAAUUGGCUCGGACUUGAAUUCUGCCGCGGCGU